AUCCAUAAAAGCGUGAUGACUAACGUCAGGAUUUUCCUUCACUGCCUUUCCUUCGACAAAGCGACAAAUUGCUGGAUGAAUCUUUGCAAUUGAAAGGGAACGACGCAAACUAGAUCGCCGAACAUUCGUGAAGGCAUCAACCAUGUCGACGCCAGCGGAACCUUAUCUCGAGGUUCACCCUGUCGCCUUGGCGCUUUCGAUCGUGUUGGCGGUACAAGGCGUUGCCAAAGGCAGUCUGGCCUUGUCGGGUGGAUUCGCUGCUGCCUUGAUGGGUUAUGCGCAUCUAGCCAACCCAAAUCCCACGUUUGGCUAUCUUUUGCUAGCGUUUUACAUUGUCGGCUCACGGGCAACCAAAGUCAAGGCGGGCGUCAAAGCGAAGCUCGAACGUGAACAGCAUCAAGGAAAGGCGAGCAGUAGCAAAGGGCAUGGUCACAAAGCAAGUACGGGAGGGCAACGAGAUGCUUUGCAGGUCCUCUGCAAUGCACUACCAGCUGCUGUGGCAGCGGCCACAUAUCGUCUGCUGUUUUCGACAGAGCGAGGGCUACAAGGCAACGUGGUUCGAAAUGCAUUUGGGAAGCAUUGGAGCAAGGCGUUUCUAGGCGACGUUGUCGUUCUACCUUGCUCAUCCCUCAGCAGCUCCGCAUUGGCGAAUGCAACACCAUCCCCUAAUCUCGUCGUGGCAGCGCGAAUGUGUCUGCUGUUCGCAUUGGGCCAUUAUGCGUGUUGCAUGGGUGAUGUACUGGCCUCGGAGCUAGGCAUUCUCUCACGCAGCCCGCCACGGCUCAUCACCAAUCUUGCGCGCAUCGUACCGCCGGGGACCAACGGCGGAGUAAGCUUAAUUGGGACGGGAUGGAGCGCAGCGGGCGGACUGUUCAUCGGCCUGGUCACUUUUGCAGCAGACGUGCUGCUCCACUGUAGAGCAUCCGACAGACCUGUGUUCAUUAGGGGGCUCGAGUUGGCACUGCUCGGGAGCCUCGCCGGCUUCACAGGAAGCAUGAUCGAUUCUGUCCUGGGAGCAACCCUCCAGCGAACUUGGUACAGCCGCGAAACCAAACAGGUUUUGAUUGGUGGGCCUGCUGAUCCAAAAAGACUUUCGCCUUACGGAAAGGAUGAAGAGGACUGGAUUGUCAUGACGGGCGCCAACGUCUUGAGCAACAACGCAGUCAAUAUUGUCUCUGCCGUGGCAACCGCUACUUUGACGGCAUUCGCCGGGUGGCUGCUUCUUUGAGCCCUGACUCCUACAAGUGAGGCAAAUUCUCACGCUCGGAACUAUACAAUAGAUUUGUAGAUCGUCCGCCUGAUAUAGACAUGUGCUACGCC
Molecule: messenger RNA, 1320 nt
Organism: Tilletiaria anomala UBC 951
Lineage: Eukaryota; Fungi; Basidiomycota; Exobasidiomycetes; Georgefischeriales; Tilletiariaceae
Exons: 2
Coding region: 143-1228 (361 amino acids)
Cellular component (GO): membrane
Source: RefSeq, a predicted model, not a curated record